Colletotrichum fioriniae is the source of this 282-nucleotide messenger RNA. RefSeq lists its product as uncharacterized. Gene Ontology annotation, molecular function: acyltransferase activity. The record is from RefSeq and is a predicted model, not a curated record. Lineage: Eukaryota; Fungi; Ascomycota; Sordariomycetes; Glomerellales; Glomerellaceae.
AUGGCCCCACCAUCAAAAUCGGGUACCGCCCCGGGCGCACGGCAGGCAGCCGGACCGGCCGAGUGGAUAUACUCCACUUUUGGCCAGGCGGCAGACGACUACCGCGAUACUAACAUCAACGAGGCCGUCGACAUCUAUUCGUACUCUAUGCCAGCGCGGCAGCGCGCCUUUGUAACGAACCGACUGAUCCGCUACUUUGGCUGGGACAGGCCCUCGUAUAGCGUCGACUCGGCCUGCGCCUCCAGCCCGUCGGCGAUGCUGCUGGUCUGCUCGGCCCUCUAA